Scedosporium apiospermum is the source of this 342-nucleotide messenger RNA. RefSeq lists its product as uncharacterized. The transcript is spliced from 4 exons. The record is from RefSeq and is a predicted model, not a curated record. The coding region runs from base 1 to 342 and encodes 113 amino acids. NCBI's taxonomy places the organism in Eukaryota, Fungi, Ascomycota, Sordariomycetes, Microascales, Microascaceae.
AUGUUCGGAUUCGAUGAGGCCAAGGACCGCCACGGCGACCUCUACGGCGACCAACACCAGGGCAAGUUCAGCCAUGAAGCCGUGGCCGGCGGCGCCGCUUUCGAAGCGAUGAAGCUCUUCCUCGAUAGACAGCGCAAGCAGGGCGGCCCAGUCAAGCACGCUCUCGCCAAGGAGCUCCUCAUGGGCGUUGCUGGCGCCGAGGUGGACAAGGUGAUGGAGACAAAGGGGAUGGACUACCUUGACAGGGAAAGUGUGAAGAGGGAUGCUCAGCGGCAGGCUGAGCAGAUGUAUGAUGAUCAGUAUGGUGAUAUGGAUGAGUUUGAUCCGAAGCGUUUCGCGUAA